UCGUGAAAUGUUUAAACACCCCAGCCCUGGCAUAAAAUUCAAAACAUGUUGGCGUCGUCUGUCCGGAUUUCUUGAAAGGAAUUGGAUAACUGAGAUCAUGGCCAGCAAAGUAGAGAUGCAGUACAAGCUUCUGAACUCCGAGCUGAUGGAGCAGGUGCAAAAGCAGCGCCUGGAGAUCGGCGAGUACCGGAAGCGGGUGAUAACGCUGGAGCGCGAAAACAUGGAUCUGCGGGAAGAGCACAUUCUGGAGAAGGAUCGCCAGCGGCUGGAGAACAUCGGCAUCGUGCGGAGUCUUAUGCAGCGCCUGAAUGUGAACACCGAGUGCCUGGAGUCCGGGGUGACCCAGGAGCCGGCUCCCGUGGUCAGCAGACCAACUGGCCCGCGUCGCAGCUCCAGGGAGAUCUGCGAGGACAUUCGACGCACUUGCGCCUUGGCUCGCACCACCAGAACCACCUCCCCCAGGAGAUCAAUCACGUCGAUCAGUACCAUUCGCUCCAGUCGCCGUUCCAGCGCAGAGGUUGUCCCCGAAGUGGAGGCCACAAAGGUGGCAGAGAAAAGGAGAGCCAUGAACACACCUCCGCCUCCUCGAAGACCAGCGGAGUUGCUGUUCGAUGAGGACGAAUCGGACGAGGAAAGUGAAGUCACCAGUGCUGACCAAAACCAGGAGCCGCUGGCUGACCAGAACCAGGAGAACAAGCUGCUAUUCAGCAUAAUUGAGGAAAACGACAGCGAGACGGAGACCACAGACUCGUCCUCAUCCUGCGAGGCCAUCUACUGUGACACCACUAUAGAAAGCAGUCCCACGAAUGUCCAAGCUACCGCCCCUCCCUGUGGCCGGGCUCUACGGGAAGUGGACACCAAUGUCCAAGAGGCAGUGGGGUUGAGGCGGGGAAAAGAGCCUGUGAAAUCCAGGCUGGCUGUUCAUGGUACUGAAGAGAAUAACGUUCAGGAGUCGAGUGCGCAGCUCACCACGCGGACUGUUCCCGACUCUGAAGAGGAUUCCUUACAUGAGCCGGUCAUACAGCGCUCUAGACGGGCUGCCGCUAGACUCAAACACUCGUCUGUUCGCGACGCUGAAGGAAAUUCCCUACAGGAGCCAAGUAUACAGCAAACUAGAAGAGCUGCCACUAAACCCAAAAACUCUUCUGUUCCCAACGUUGAAGGGACCUCUAUAUAUGAGCCAAGUAUACAGCGCUCCCGACGGUCUGUCACAAGACUUAAACACUCGGCUGUUCACGCAGCUGAAGAGGACUCCGUAAUGGAGCCGAGCAUACAGUAUGCCAGACUGGCAGUCACUAGGCCUAGUCACUCUUCUGGCAUCUUUCCCGAUGUCAACGGAAACACACCGCGGCGGAGCAUGUUCAAUGGUAUUGGCCAAGUGGCCGGUAGCACCAGCACUCCCAUUGCAGCUAGACACAGAACUACAGCGCCAAAGAAAUCGGAUCAAAUGGAUAUGUCCAGUUCUUGUUUCAGCUCUAGCGGUCGACCGAGUCGAAGCUGCAGGCCAACCAGUUUAGUGGAGCCCAGUCUUAGGAAGAAGUUACGCAACGAAUCUAAAGGCGAGGCCAAGAAGUAAACAUCACGAUUGUUUUUUGUUAAUAUUAUUGUCUCAUAUUUUAAUCCCAUUUUGUACAAUUUCAUAUUUUAAAAGCGUGAGAUCACGUUAUUUUAAAAGUCGAUACUUCAUUUUAUUUAUAACCGAAUAGCAAACAUCAGACUGUUAUUCGCUUGUAAAAGCGGACAAACUCUCAUCAUCCAGAGAUCGGAAGGAAGAUUCAUCAUCAUCAUCCAAAGAUGCCAAUAGGAUUUUAUAUUUGUACGUCUUAAUGUUACCCUUAAAAUACUUUUGUGAAUAAAACAACUUUCAAGUUGA
Molecule: messenger RNA, 1873 nt
Organism: Drosophila suzukii
Lineage: Eukaryota; Metazoa; Arthropoda; Insecta; Diptera; Drosophilidae
Gene: mei-S332
Product: meiotic from via Salaria 332
Biological process (GO): meiotic chromosome segregation
Cellular component (GO): chromosome, centromeric region; nucleus
Source: RefSeq, a predicted model, not a curated record